GUAGAAGAGGCUGGCGGCGGAACGCCCCCGCCCCGCAGGGUUGCCGGCGGAAAGGGCUCACUGCCGGCGAGGAGGAGCAGAAGGGGCGCCCGGGUACAGCCCUGUGCUGCCCGUCUUCUCUCCGCCACAGUGACCGGCGGUCGUGCGGAGCAACUCCGCUCUCGGUCAGCAUCGCCUUUGUGUCCCGGAGCGCUGCCGUGUCCCGGAGCCUGCAGGCACCGGCUCUGCCAGGAUCGAGGAGCGGGGAAGGCGGGGCUGGAAACACCUACCCCAGCUCUGCUGAAGCAAAACAACGUGCGCUUUCUGCCUCUUGUUUUUUUUUACAGACGUCACUGGCAAUCCCCUAAUUUAGGGGAGACUGAGUCAUCGCUUCUGAGCGGCCAGACUCGCUGGUGCAGGCGCUGCUCGGCGAGGCCCUGACGCUGCGGGAGCGGCGGCCUGGUGGGCACCUCAGCGGCUCAGCCCCUGCUAAAUGGUUUUGCUGCUGUCAACAGCUUGGUGUGUGAACGCCAGAAUUGGGGUUUUCAGGGAAGAACAGGCAGCUGUUUAGCAAUACUUCAGUAUCCUCCCUUCCACCCUCCACUGGGAGACAUGCACCCAUAACUUUCUGAGGAGUGGAGACGGUACCACAGACCAAACUUUUUGAACUGAUACCGACCCACUGUUUCGGGCAGAUGUCAGAGGCACUUCCUUGUUUUCUGAAGAUCCCUGUACAGCUGUGGGCCGACAGUGUAUGACCAUGCACACCUCGGGCAUGCCUGGUGAGUCGUGGAUUGCAGCAUGGGGCCAUCCAGGCAGAUACACAGUGCUGGACACCCCCGUGCCAGUGGUGCCAGGGGAUCCAGGUGGAUACAUGGUACUGGACAUCCCCAGGCUGCAGUGUGUGUCCGUGACUGGUGACACGAGGCCCAGCCCUUCACCUCCUGUGCUGUGCAAAGCUCCUAUGUUAGGUUUGAUAUAAUUCGAAGGAUAAUGACAAGGUUUUUUGGAAUUGAAGUUAUCAUGGUGAUGGGGAUCACAGACAUAGAUGACAAGAUAAUAAAAAGAGCCAAUGAGAUGAAUAUAUCGCCAAUAGCUCUUGCUCGUAUUUAUGAAGAAGACUUUAAACAAGAUAUGGCUGCCUUAAAGGUCCUUCCUCCUACGGUAUAUAUGAGGGUGACUGACAAUAUUCCUCAAAUAAUUUCCUUUAUAGAAACAAUAAUGUCCAGUGGACAAGCUUAUGCAACCUCGCAAGGCAAUGUUUAUUUUGAUGUUAAAUCCUGGGGAAGAAGAUACGGAGUGUUAACUGCUAUUAACCCUGAUACCCAAGAUGAAGCAGUUGAUUCUGAUAAACGACAUGGUAAAGAUUUUGCCCUGUGGAAGGCUGCCAAGCCACAAGAGCUAUCUUGGAAUUCUCCCUGGGGAAAAGGACGACCUGGAUGGCACAUUGAAUGUUCCACAAUAUCGAGUGCAGUGUUUGGAAAACAGCUGGACAUCCAUACCGGUGGAAUAGAUCUUGCAUUUCCUCAUCAUGAAAAUGAAAUUGCGCAGUGUGAGGUGUAUCAUCAGUGUGAGCAAUGGGGGAAUUACUUUCUGCAUUCUGGGCAUUUGCAUGUUAAAGGAAGUCAAGAAAAAAUGUCAAAGUCAUUAAAAAACUACAUAACAAUUAAGGAUUUCCUGAAGAAAUGUUCAUCAGAUCAAUUCAGAAUGUUUUGUUUGCGUGGCAGAUACAGCUCAGCAAUAGAAUAUAGUGAGGAGAGCAUGGAAGAUGCAAAGAACCGUCUUCAGGCAAUUUCCUCAUUUAUUAGAGAUGCAAAUGCUUAUAUAAAAGGACAGCUGGUGUGUGACCCUGUUAGAGAAGACAUAUUGUGGGAAAGGCUAGCCAACACAAAAGCAACCGUGAAGGCUGCGUUUGCAGAUGACUUUGACACCUCCAGGGCUGUUGCAGCAAUUAUGGACCUCAUUCACCAUGGCAACAGACAGCUUAAGGCUGUUACUAAGGAUGCUGGAUCUCCUAGAAGCUCUGUUGUGUAUGGAAGCAUUAUUUCCUAUAUUGAAGGCUUUUUCAAUGCCCUUGGGAUGUCCUUUGGAGAAAGACAGGUGGCUUUGGGAGGAGACAAGUCUGCAGUGCUCUCCAGUGUCAUUGAAGAGCUGGUGAGGUUCCGCUCGAAGGUGCGGCAUUACGCGCUGGCUCUGCCGCGAGCAGCAGGCGCUGCACCACUGGAGGGUGCGGCGGGAGCCGAGGAACCCAAACAGGAGCAGAAGGAAAAGAGGAAGCAGUUAAUGCAGGAGAGAAAGCCCCUCUUGGAGGCUUGUGACAGUCUGCGUGGAGACCUUGCUGCCUUUGGAAUCCACAUACAGGACAGAGCUGCUGUUUCAACCUGGGAAAUUGUGGAAGGAGGGCAGACAGAGAAGCAGACUGAGAAAAAAAGCUGAUCCUUCAUCCUUGGACUUGUUUUUUAUUUCAGCUACUUCAGCAACUGUUGUAAAUACUAAUUCUUUCAAAAUAAAAUCUGUUGAACAGAA
Molecule: messenger RNA, 2505 nt
Organism: Taeniopygia guttata (zebra finch)
Lineage: Eukaryota; Metazoa; Chordata; Aves; Passeriformes; Estrildidae
Gene: CARS2
Product: cysteinyl-tRNA synthetase 2, mitochondrial
Biological process (GO): cysteinyl-tRNA aminoacylation
Cellular component (GO): cytoplasm
Molecular function (GO): ATP binding; cysteine-tRNA ligase activity
Source: RefSeq, a predicted model, not a curated record